CUACCACAUCGCGACAGAAUAAGUUAGUAAACUUGCGGGUAUGUAACCAAUUUAUGACAACAAGUAUACGGUUUUGAGCACAGAAAACAAAUAUAAGCAAUUAAACAGGAAAGAUUUCAAUUUAUGAUCUAAAAUAAGUCAAUUGUUUUAGUAGAGGUGCUAAUAAAAGACACCGAUUGUUAGAAUUAUUCUAAUGCGUGGUUUUCAACAGUAUGUAAAGUAAAAAAUAAUCUCAAGACUAUAUGGGUUGGCAUCUUCUUGAAACUUUACUUCAACAAGUUGGAGAACAUUCUACUCUUGUUGGAAAAUUAUGGGUGACAGCAACAUUUGUAUUUCGAUUCAUUGUUGUGGCAAGUGUUGGCGAUGCAGUUUAUUCAGAUGAGCAAUCGGAUUUCACGUGUAACACAGCUCAGCCAGGUUGUGAAAACGUUUGUUUCAACCUUUUCAGUCCAAUAAGUCACCUGAGAUUCUGGGCAGCUCAAAUUAUAGCAGUGUGUACUCCAUCUAUUGUAUUUGUCGUAUUUGCCGCUCACAUGUUGCUGAAAAUUCCCCAAGAAGAAUCACAGGACUUCCCGGAAGAUGGUGAUCUUCCGCCAUUGGAAGACGAGUUAAUUCCACCACCAGUGUCUCAACCUAGCAGCCCAAGAAAAGGAAAAGGCGGUAAAGGGGGAAGCUCCUUUCGAUCACAAAAACCACCCCCGAAGGCGCAGCCAGUCGUAGGAAUGGUUCGAGGAUUCGCUAAUCCACCUGACGAAGCGACAGAUGCUGUCGAAGAUAUCAGAGAGGGUGGGGCAGAAGAAGAAGAGGAAAAUGAUGGAGAUGAAACAGAAGACGUUUUCGACGAUGACAAAAAUUUGGAAGACAUAAACCGCGAGUUGGCGCUUCUGGAUAAACUUGGUCCGCCGCCACAAUCUGUUGCUGAAAAGAAAGAAAAACGAAUAAAGAAAGAAAUUCAAACUGUUUACGUUAUAGCGCUCUUGCUAAAAACAGGAUUCGAAGCUGUAUUUCUAUGGUUGCAAUUUGCAUUGUAUGGAUUUGUCGUUCCCGAAAGGUUUCAAUGUAUGAGAUCUCCUUGCCCAAAUUUGGUCGACUGUUAUGUUUCUCGGCCGAAAGAAAAAACCAUAUUUUUAUGGUUUAUGUUUAUUGUGUCUGCGAUAUGCCUGGCUCUCAAUUUAGUUGAAAUCAAAUAUCUCGGAAUCAAACGAUUAAAGAAAGUUCUUUGUCGAGGAGUUCUGGACGACGGCGAUGGUGAAAAAUCGGACAAAUUGGAUGAUGAAAAAUGUCCCAGUAUUGAUAUGGACAGCAAAGCAUCCAAGGGAAGUUAUUUUCGUGUGAAUGGAAAAGUCGACCCUACCGCCCCACCAGCAACAGAUGAGGGCGAUUUGUACAACGUUAUAUCGUGCUCGGAUAAAGAGACAAAAGACGAUUCGAUCGGAUUUGGAGCGAUUGGGAGUCCGCCAUCCUAUCCGAUUCCAGGUUACCCAUAUGUGCAUCGAUACGGUAUGAUACUAAAUGCUACUCCACCCCCACGUAGGAGUGACACACCCCACGAACCGCAGGAAUCAUAUUUAUGAUAAAUGUCAGUACCAACACCGCUGAGAUUUUAACAUGUGCUAAUCACAUUUCUGCGUUAAUACUUUUAUUUUCAUAACGCCGAGAUUUUUUUAAAUUUAUGAAAGAAUUUACAACCGUAUUGAGAAUCUGCGAAGGUUAAAAACUGAUAAAAUGAACAAUUGUACAACAUCUAGCACGAUGGAUGCUGAUAUCGUUAUAAAAUAUUGUUUUUAAUGAUAUUUCAAGCUGAUUUAACCAUGAAUGUUUAGUAGUCUGAUAGAGGGUAUGAGCUUACAUGUCAAUGUACCAAUAUACUUUGCCUAAUACACUUUGAUUGCUAAUUUACUUGACGUACACUUUUCUCAUGCCCAGUCAUAAAUAUCACUGUAUCACAGAAUUUAUAGAACUUAACAUACAUGAAAAGAAUUUCUUAGUAAGCUGUUGCUGAAUACAAUUUUUCAUUUCUUUCAUUUACCAAUUUAUUGUCAAGAGUUAUUUAUUACUUAUUUUACGAUCGAUAUUUUACGAUCGAACUGAUAUCAAUGAAAUUUUGUCAAUAAUAUACAUUCAUGAGACUUCGUGCAUGGAAUUUUUUCAGAUAAUAUAUACACUAAAUAGUAUUCAAGCUAUUACUCCAGAUUAAGUACUGGAAUAUAUAACACUCGAAACAACUGCGCGACCUUAUUUCCACGAUAUAACAGUGGAUGGAAAGCUUCCGCUAUGAAUGUUAUCAUAAAAUUAAACCGAUACUGUAUAAUAAGCAUUAAAUAAAUUUAAUAUGUUGACGACAACAAAAGGAUAGGAUAAUUACAUUAGGGUUGACCAAUCUACCUUCGACCGAGAUCAACUGAUAUCUUAAUACCUCACGAUGGACUGAUAUAAUUAGUAAAGUCACUCAAAAUGGAUGAAUACUAAAUUUUCAACCCAACAUCAAAGAUUAAUUCCCAAAACGCCAGAAACUAAAGAAGUAGCCAAUAUAUGGUAAUAUGGAAAUUUUUAGUGAUUCUCUCUCUCCGACUGAAUUUAAAUUAGAUUCUGAAUCAGAGUUGCCCAAUGU
This is a messenger RNA of Styela clava, 2611 nucleotides long. RefSeq names its product gap junction delta-2 protein-like. Gene Ontology annotation, cellular component: connexin complex. Gene Ontology annotation, biological process: cell-cell signaling. Gene Ontology annotation, molecular function: gap junction channel activity. NCBI's taxonomy places the organism in Eukaryota, Metazoa, Chordata, Ascidiacea, Stolidobranchia, Styelidae. The record is from RefSeq and is a predicted model, not a curated record.